GGUGGGGUUUAGAGGAAGCGGAAGUGUCAGAGCAGGCGGAAGUGGUACUGCCCUGAAUAUCCCGAGCAGCGAGCGGAGGACGGCUUGAGAUACUCCCAUCGUUAAGAGAAGAAAAUCCGGAUCCUUGAUUCGCUCUAAAUCCUAAAAGAUGGAUAAGAACGACCUGGUGCAGAAAGCCAAGCUGGCAGAGCAGGCCGAGCGCUACGACGACAUGGCGGCUGCCAUGAAGGCUGUGACGGAGCAGGGCCAGGAGCUCAGCAACGAGGAGCGCAACCUGCUCUCUGUCGCCUAUAAGAACGUGGUGGGGGCCCGCCGCUCAUCCUGGCGCGUCAUUUCCAGCAUCGAGCAGAAGACGGAGGGCAACGAGAAGAAACAGCAGAUGGCCCGGGACUAUCGCGUGAAGAUCGAGGGGGAGCUCCAAGAGAUCUGCCACGACGUGCUGAACCUUCUCGACAAAUUCCUCAUCCUCAACGCAUCUCAGGCAGAGAGCAAGGUGUUCUACCUCAAAAUGAAAGGAGACUACUUCAGAUACCUGUCAGAGGUGGCCUCUGGGGAGUCCAAGAAGGAAACGGUGGAUAACUCUCAGAAGGCCUACCAGGACGCCUUCGACAUCAGCAAGAAGGACAUGCAGCCCACGCACCCCAUCCGGCUGGGCCUGGCCCUCAACUUCUCCGUCUUCUACUACGAAAUCCUCAACUCGCCCGAGCAGGCCUGCUCUCUGGCCAAGCAGGCCUUCGAUGAGGCGAUCGCUGAGCUCGACACCUUGAACGAGGACUCCUACAAAGACAGCACGCUGAUCAUGCAGCUACUAAGGGACAACCUGACUCUGUGGACAUCAGAAAACCAGGGAGACGAGGGUGAAGCCGGCGAUGGAGAAAACUAGAGCGCUCUUCACUGUUAACCCCCCCCCACACACACACUCUUCCUCCUCCUCCUCUUCCUCUCUCGGUACCUACGCGGCGUUCAUUCCCUCGUCCAUCGCUCCCAGCCCAGCCUGACCUCCCUUCUGUAUAACCAACAGCAUGAAUAGCACCCGACCCCCACCUUACUGAGGGAUCCCCCCCCCCUUUCCAUCAUGGCACUCCAGCGCGCCCCGGCGGUCUGAAACCUCAUCUAGCACGCAGACGAGGUUUGCUCCCAAAUCAUCCUGCGUUUUCCCGUUUCUCCCUUCCUGGUUAAUCCCCCCCCACCCGCCCCUGUCCUAGUUAAAGCGUUUCUCUAGUCGUCCGUUCCUCCUCUGUUCGGCUUUCAUAGUGUUCUGGCAAACAUGGCUGGUUUUAUUCCACUUUAAACAAACAAAGGUUAUUAAACUGUCCGUUUAUUUUCAACCAACGCUGUGAUGCUCCGUUUGUCCUCCAGACCCACGGGGGGGCGGGGUGGGGUGGGGGGGGGGGGGUUUCUGCUGGGGUUCAUACAGAAGGCUCCUCCAUUCAAGGCCGUAUUGUGACACUGACUAAAUAAACAACCUGCUGGGUGUUUUUAGGUUUUUCCCAACCGGGACCCAUUUGACUCCUCACUUGUUUUGAACUGGGAGGCCAGUGGGGGGCGCUCCAGGCCCCGCUGGCCGCUCCCUGCCGCCCACCGCCUCUUUCGCUCUUCUUGGUUGAUUUAUUUUUUUUUUCCUGGGUGUAUUUGAUUCUGUAACCAAUCAGUUCGUUCUGUUUCUGAAAACUGUAAAAUUGUAAAACAUGUUUAAAGCGUAACUGUAAACUUUUUCUUUUUUUUUUGUUUUUUGAGAACCCCCCCCCUGAAGCCGUUACAGUCAGCUGCUGUUUUUUACCCCCCCUCCCCCACCUGCUUCUGCCCUGGAAGGCAGGUUGAGGCAGAUCUUGUGUUGCCGCUCGUGUGCAGCCGCAGCGUUCGGCUUCUAUUUUAGUCGCUCAGACGGAGGCUAUGAUUAAAAACCUUUCCUCCUCCUCUGGAACAAAGGCGGCUCAGUCGGCGCAGCGGAAGCCUCCACAGGUCCGUACAUUUAAGGAGCCAAAUCACAGCCGAUCAGCCAAUCGAGGAAAUGAGAACCUGUAGUUUGGAUUAUGGUUUUUUAGAAAAAUGUGCAGAUCAGUCGAGGCUUGUUUAGAGCUGCGCCGAAAAACUAAAAAUAAAAAAAUCCAAUUGAACGUAGUAAAACCGUCUUUGUUCGACUCAACACCCCACCGACGACGCGCCGAAACGGCUAAAAUCCAUGCAGCUCUUUCCCGCUCAGUGUCACAAUAACCUUGUCUUAAACAUGACAUUCCACUUUAGAUGUAGAAGGGACUUUUCGUUUCCUGGGGAUAAAUAUUUUCAUGCACUGACAUUUAAAAAGUAGAAAAAGAUUAAACAAAAAAAAAAAACUCAUCCUCCCUGCUGCUCUUUUUUUCUUUUUUUCUUUUUUUUUCUUUAGCUGAACAAACACAGUUCUUCUUCUUGGCUUUCUAAGGAAAAAUCGGAUCCCCUGCAGUAGUGAAUGUGGCACCAAGCCUGUCUGUAUAUCUGGUAUCUGGAAUCAUUUUGUUUUUACUGACCAGUAUUCUGCUUAAAAUAAAACAAAAAUCAACCCAAAAAAACAACAACAAAAGUGCUUCUGUGACGGUUCUUCUUGCUUCGCUGCACGUGGUUGUGAAACUUUUAGGUUUAGCUUUAAAUACACAAAUAAAAAUAAAAUAA
Molecule: messenger RNA, 2646 nt
Organism: Cyprinodon variegatus (sheepshead minnow)
Lineage: Eukaryota; Metazoa; Chordata; Actinopteri; Cyprinodontiformes; Cyprinodontidae
Gene: ywhaba
Product: 14-3-3 protein beta/alpha-1
Exons: 7
Coding region: 149-883 (244 amino acids)
Biological process (GO): signal transduction
Cellular component (GO): cytoplasm
Source: RefSeq, a predicted model, not a curated record